Molecule: messenger RNA, 453 nt
Organism: Tetranychus urticae (two-spotted spider mite)
Lineage: Eukaryota; Metazoa; Arthropoda; Arachnida; Trombidiformes; Tetranychidae
Source: RefSeq, a predicted model, not a curated record
AUGGAUAAAAUACCACCUCCACCUAAAUCAUUAACUUCCAAUGUAAAUAACUUGGAAAAGGCUGACGAUAAAUCACUAGGAACAUUCAAAGGUAAAGGAUCAUUUUCAUAUGGUUGCAAUAACAGACUGGAUGAAGAGCUGAUGAAAUUGAGAAGAGAAAUGGUUGGUUUGCGUCAGUUUGAUAUGUCAUUGCUAUCACAAUUGAAUGCCCUAAAACAAAGUAUUUCUGAAUACAAAAAAGCUCUCAAUAUUAUUGUAAAUGGAGAUGAUAUUGGCAAUUAUGGAGACAAUCAGUUCAACUCAUAUAGCUCAUCGCGACUGAAUAUGGAUCAAGAGAAUGAUCUUCCAGAUGAAGGAGAUGAUAUUGAUGGUGAGGAUUGUACCUCAGACGAUGAAAGGGAAGAGGAUGGUGAAGAAGAGAACAGUGAAAGGUCUUCAGAAUCAACAGUUUAA